Messenger RNA from Hydractinia symbiolongicarpus, 3758 nucleotides. Its product is annotated as ribosome-binding protein 1-like. Gene Ontology annotation, cellular component: endoplasmic reticulum membrane. NCBI's taxonomy places the organism in Eukaryota, Metazoa, Cnidaria, Hydrozoa, Anthoathecata, Hydractiniidae. The transcript has 22 exons. The record is from RefSeq and is a predicted model, not a curated record. Bases 119 to 3379 code for a protein of 1086 amino acids.
GACCGAUUUGUGAUCAAAAGGUCUUUCAGUUUUGACUGUGCCACAUACUUGAUUGGAGAAAGACGUCUGGUACAAGAAACAUUUUAUCAGACACCUGACUUCAUUAACUGAAUAUAAUAUGUUAGAAACCAUUGGGGCAACUGGCUUGUAUGCCAUCAUUGGGGUUAUUACUUUGGCUGUGGCAUCUUUAUUGGGGUUAGUUUUGUUUGCAAGUAAAGAAGAAACAUUUGAAGAUGUCGUUGCUGCUCAAAAGAAAAAACAAGAAGCCUUGUUGAACUCACUUCAAAGCAGCAACAAAGGUGGCAAAAGUAAUAAGAAAUGGACGAAGCUGAAAAACAAAAAGGCUAGUAAGAAAGACAACGAGGAUGGUGAAGUUGACUCUGGGGUUGAUGAUGAUGAGCCUAGCUCAGAAUCAGUGGCUGUUGCACCACCGAAACCAAUUGCAGUUGAACCAACAGUUCAACAGAAAAAGACCAAGACAGAUCAGAAAGAAGAAGCUGUGGCUGAAGCUGUUAAGGAGCCCCAGAAACUCAAAACUGAAAAGCAAAAGAAACAAAAAAAAGUUAAGGAACCAAAAAAAAUUGUUGAAGAGGAUGUUGUAAUUCAAAGUGAACAAGUGGUUGUUGAAAGUGGCAAAUCUGGACCUGAUCGUGAAGAAAUAAUUACUACGAGCGAGGAGAUUUCUGUUAAUUCUCCAAAUCCAAGUGUCCUUCAAGAACUUGCUACAGAAUCUACGACUCAAAAGAAGAACAAGGCAGGAAAGGCCAAACAGGCAAAACAUUCUGAUGUUAAAAAAAAUAAAGAAGCUUCUGGUUUGAGUGCUGAGAAGUUAAUAAAAGAUAUACAAGGUGCACACUUGAAUUCAGGAGAGGUCCAACAAGUCAUUGAUAGUUUACUAGCGAAGCAGAACGAAUCAGAACAAUGGAAAAAGCCUAAUCAAAAAGGUGAUCCAAUUGAAGUUCUUAACAAACGAAUCUCGGAGUUAGAUAUACAGGUUACUGAAGAACGUAAAACUGCACAAAGUGCUGCACACAAGAACAAGGAAUUAAGGAAUGAAUUAGCACGUGAAAGAUCUCAACGUCAAAGUAUUGAAGCCCAGGCUGCAGGCAGAAUAAACCAACAAACAAAAGAAAAUGAAGCACUGCGCAAACAUAUGGAAGAGAAACAUGUUUCUGAAAUGCAAAGUGCACAAGCUCAGAUUCAACGCAUGCAGGAACUUAUUGAUGGUGUAUCACAUAUGGAAUUGCAACGCUUGAAAGACGAAAACAAUCACCUUAAAAAUGCAUCCAUGAGAGCACAGCAAUUAUCUGAAGAUAAAAAAUCACUCAUGAAUGAGUUGGGCCAACUGCAACAAGGGAAUAAACAACUACGACAAGACAUGGAAAAUUCACAUAUAAAAUACAAACAACUAGAACAACAACACAUCUCAAUGCAAGACAAAGUAUCCUAUUAUGAAAAUGAAAUAAAUAAUUCUCAAAGAGCAAAGGCUGAUACAGAAGGUGCGCUAAAUCAAAGAUUGAAUGAAGUUAACGACAAACUUCUGCAAGUAGAGGCCAUUAAUUGCAAUCUAAACAAGGAGUUGCAAAUCGCGAAAAGAGAAAGUGACAAAUCUAAAAAAGAAUAUGAAACACUGGUACAAAAAUCUCCCAACUCGAAUCAAGUAUCUGAGUUGAAUAAUCAACUGUCUCAAGCAGGAGCUAAAUUGUCUAAGCUGGAAUCUGAUCUUAAAGCUGCAGAAGCACAAUUACAAACUAAAGAUGACCAAGUUAAGAAAUAUCAAGUGGAUUUAACUGAAUCACAGAAGAAACUCGUUGAAAAGGAAAAUCUACUAUCAUCUGCUGACCAAUCAAAUGAGAAGGAUAAACGUAUUUCAGAACUUACUCAAAAAGUUAUGGAACUAGAAGCAGCAAAUGAUAGUUUAAAAAGCGCUAAAGAUAGCACGCAAGGAAGUGAAAGUGACAAAGUAAAGGAGUUAGAAGUUCAACUGAAACAAAAUGCUGACUCACAAAAGGCAUUACAAGAAUCUGUGGAUACGUUAAAAGCAAAAAAUAAUGAGUUGCGAGAAAAGAAUUGGAAAGCAGUUGAUGCUCUUGGAAAAUCAGAAGAGGAAAGCAAAAAAAAGCAAAAAGAACUUGAGAAGAGUUUAAUGAAAGGUCUAAAACAACUACAUCCUGACGUAAAAAUUCCUUCACAUGAUGGUGACCUUGACGCUUUGUUUGUAAACUAUGAGCAAAAUCUAAAAGCUCAGGCAGACAAACCAAACAAAGAAUUAGACGAUACAAAAGCAGAAAAUGAGGCACUCAAAAAAGAAAUAGAAGAAUUAAAAAGCAAAACUGUGGUUGAACAAUCAUCUGAAGAUUUAUCUAAAAUCCAAGCAGAAAGUGCCCACCUGAAAAGUGUACUAGCUGAUACGGAAUCUAUGUUAAGUCGCCUGCAAGCUGGUGUCGAUGCCGAAGUAGCCAAAUGGCAGAAAAAAGUGGAAGAUAAGGAUGGUGAGCUCGAAGAUGCAAACAAGAAAGUAGCAGAUCUAGAGGAAGUGUUGAAAGAGCAUGGCUUCCAGAAGGAAGAAGCAUCACAGGAAGAUAUUGCCUCCACACCUAGUAAAAAGAAAAAACAUGGGUUUAAAUACACUCUCACCAAAAUCAUUCACCCAAAGAUGGAAGAAACUUUAAAAGAAUCGCAAAGUGAAAAUGCAAAGUUGAAGACUGACAAAUUAAAUCUUGAGCAGCAGCUAAAAUCCGCCCAAAAAGACUUAGAGGCAGCUAAGAAAGAGGCGGAAAAGAGUGCGGAGUCCUCAAACGAAGUGACAGAUCUUAAUGCCAAACUAAAGAAAACUAUUUCCGAACGAGAUUUGCUCAUUCGUGAAUAUAAAGCUAUGAAAGACACUAAAACGUCGUUAGAAACGAAUUUGAAAAAAGCUACGCAAGAUGCUAAGACGAAUACUGAGACGCAUCAGAAGGAAAUUAAAAAGCUAAAAGACCAAUUGACCGCUGCAGAAAACACAUCUAAAUCAAGCGGCAAGAGCGAUAAAGAAAAGGAUAAACUGAUAGGGAAAUUGUACUUAGAAAUAGAAGAGUUAAAAGAAGACCUACGAGAAGAACGUGACCGUGUUAUUGUUGACAUAGAAACACCAGAUUCCGAGGAGCUACACAAACAAGUAGACGAGUUAAUCAGUGAGAAACAGAAUUUAAGUUUAAAACUGAACGAUCUCGAGAAAUCAUUUCAAGAGGAGCAGUCAGACAAAGAUAAGCUUCUCAACUUAGAAUCAAAACUUAAAGCAGCCGAAGCAAGAGUACAGGAAUUAGAAAGUCAACAAAAUACGCGUAUAGAAAGUCAAAUCAGCGAUGCUAUGCAACAGGCUGCUGGAACGACUGUAUAAUUUAUCAUUCUCCAAAAACAUUGGAAUUGGAAGAUUCGUGGAAUUUUCUGCCAUUAUUGAAUUUUAUAUACCUUAUAAAUUGUUACAUAUGGAAUUAGCAAGCUGAAGUAUAGAUAGUGUUCGUUUAUUCUUGAGUUUCAUUUUUUACGUAUUUUUUUCUCCUUGUCGUUUUAUUGCCAUGCUAUUGUUUGGAUGUUCUUUUCUACCCAAAUUUUGACUUUUCUUUCGAUAUCACCAGUUACUUUCCAAUGACUUCUUCUUCGCCCAAUGCAAAUAUUUUAAUUUUUGAAGAGCGUGAAGUGUUCACUUUUUUUAAUAAACAUUUCACAUCGUUAUUUUUUCUUGUAUUUCAUGAAAGGAGGGAAAAACAUUUUUUCAA